GCUCAACGUGACGCGAGACGGUCAAAAAAGGAAUUGAAACCCCAAAAUCUCGCGGUGGUAAAAAUAUUUUUGAAAUUCUCGCAGUCGUCGUCCUCCUCGUUGGGACACCUAUAUUAAGGACGGGAGCUCGGCAGCCAUUCCCCCAAUUCAUUCAUUCGUGGGGGCCUUUCACAGAGGAAGAAAAAAAAAAAAGGGGGAAAAAAAGCCAUUGCAGCUUCCAGCGAUUCUGAAAUCCAUUUUCUUUCCCUGAUUCAAAACAAAAAAUAAAGAAAGAUGGCGUUCAAGAAAACCCUAGCUGAGCGCCUCUUCAAAAUCUCCAGAAUCUCGGCCACCCAGUCGCUCACCAACUGCCGGAUCUCGUCCUCCGCCACUGUCCGCAGCCGGAUACCGCAGAGCAAGCCCGGCAUUGCUCCCGAUCCCGGAGACAAUACCGGAUUCCGCCGCUUGUUCCACCGCAGGGCCGCGGCGACGGCGGAGGGUCCGUCGGCGAAGCCGUUCCAGGUCGGCGCGGGGGUCGGCCUGAUGGAGAAGCUCAGGGCGUUCGACAUUGUCCGAGACCGGGUCCGAUUGGACGGGCUCGUCCCUCCUCCGCCGGUGGUUGAGGAGUCGGAAUCGGAGUCGCCGGCGAAGACCACGACGGCGGCGGACGGGCUGACGGUCGAUGACGCGAGAAAGCUGCUGCGUGUGGCGCGAUUGGAGAUGGUCAAAUCGAAGCUGAGAGACACGGGAAGGAACUGGAUGCCGCGAUCGGAAUUCGUUCGGAUCUGCGGUGAAGUUUGUUCGGAUCCGGAUGAGGCGAGCCGGGUCGCCCGGACGCUGGACGAGUCCGGAACCGUUAUCGUCUUGGGAGAUGCAGUGUUCCUAAAACCGAAACAGGUAGUGAAAGCCAUUGGAGGCCUAAUCCCAUUCCCAGCAACAGACCCAAACGACCCGAGGAAGAAGGAGAUGGACAGCUUGGAGCAGCGGAAAGCCCUGAUCGACCAAAAGGCGAUUGCCCAAGUCAGGCGAGAGCUCUGGGGCGGCCUGGGAUACCUAGUGAUCCAGACCGCCGCCUUCAUGAGGCUGACAUUCUGGGAGCUCUCUUGGGACGUCAUGGAGCCCAUCUGCUUCUAUGUCACAUCAGUGUACGUCAUGGCUGGCUACGCGUUCUUCCUCAGGACCUCGAGGGAGCCCACGUUCGAAGGGUUCUUCCAGAGCCGGUUCCUCGCAAAGCAGAGGAAGCUGAUGAAGGCUCAGAAGUUCGAUCUCAAUAGGUACAACGAGCUCCGAAAGAUCUGUUACCCGUUUACCGACGAAGAAGAGGUUGAAAGCCCCGGUAUCUCGUUCUCGAGCAGUCGUUCUGAGUUUGAUGGUAAAGUUGGGAAGGUCUGUUGAUCUUGAAGGGGCGGCUAUGCGUGGUUUGUGUUUUUUUUUUUUUUUUACUUAACAAAAGAAAUUGAAAAAAAGAAGAAGAAACAAAGAAACUAACAGCUAUUACUGCUAUUAAACAGAACGAAACCACAAUUUUGUGACGACCUAGAAUCCCUUUUUUCCCACCCUUUCAAAACCAACCUCCUUCCUACCUGACAUGAUGACCCUUUAGAAUGUGUAGUUUGCGGGAAACCCUGUAACAAAGUGAAGAGUGUUUUCUUUUCUUAUUGAUGAAAUAUAUGAUCAGAAGCAAA
Messenger RNA from Linum trigynum, 1664 nucleotides. The record is from the annotation of a GenBank genome assembly. Lineage: Eukaryota; Viridiplantae; Streptophyta; Magnoliopsida; Malpighiales; Linaceae.